AGAAUUCACAUCCACAAGAGCCAUUGCGUCCGAAAGCAUUUUACAAGAACAAACCGACCAACAAAUGCACAAUUCAAAGAGCCCACAAUAUCGUUAUAUGCCUACUCCAAAAACAUGCGAACGCGCAUCGUCUCGAGCUUCAUCAGAAACACCCUUUUUGGUAACAGACGCAGACCCUGAUAACCUCGAUCUGUCAGAGAUCAUGCACCGGAAAUUGACAGAGGCGAAAGCCAACAAAAAUCAAUUGGCUGAAGAGCGCGUCAUCAGUGCAAAUCUACGAUCUCAACUUACUACUGUCAAAGCGACAUGUGACGAACAGAAACGGCAUAUCGUGGAACUGGAAGUUGCUGCACAAAGCAACCUGGAGAAUUCCCACUUAAAGGAUCGCCAACUUAGUGAACUUCAGCUUAUGUUUGAUGAAACCCUGUCCGCGAAAGAGUCUCAACUAGAAAUGAACACCGAUAAAGACGAGCAGAUUCGUGUCGGACAGGAGAAGCUGCGUUGCGCAGAAGAGAAGAUCAGGGCCACAGAAGACCGCGUUACCAAAGUUAAGGACGCUGCUAAACGUGGAAUCGAGAACAUGAGUAAAAACUUUGACGCUCUCAGGAAUGCUGUUGAACACCUCAAAACUCGUUAUGAGGUCUCUGUCGAGACUAUCUCCAAAAUGCGGGAUGAACUUGAGGCGAUACGUCUUGCUACGUCGAAUGGCAUCAAAGAUCUCGAGCCAUUUAUGGAUCCAUCCGGUCUCCACCUGGUUAAAGCAAAUGAAACCCGAAUGUUGAUUCAAGAGCUACAAACAGAUCGCAAUGAUGCGCAGCAAGUGAUCGAUUUUCUAAAAGACAAACUUCAUAAUCUAAGUACUCAAUUGGCCGAGGCGAACGAAAACACGGUCGAUCUGGAGAACCGACGGAGGGAAGACUCAAAUAAUUUGGCACGGAGUGUCAACUCAUGGGAGACGACUGGUCGCCAAGUAGAAGAACUCGCGUCAAAGCUUAGGCAACGAGAGAAAGAGGACGCAGAACUUCUGGCAGAAGGACUGAAGCUGGAAAUUCAACUUUCAGAUGCCAACGACAAGUAA
Lentinula edodes (shiitake mushroom) is the source of this 1078-nucleotide messenger RNA. RefSeq lists its product as uncharacterized. The transcript is spliced from 6 exons. The coding region runs from base 65 to 1078 and encodes 337 amino acids. The record is from RefSeq and is a predicted model, not a curated record. Lineage: Eukaryota; Fungi; Basidiomycota; Agaricomycetes; Agaricales; Omphalotaceae.